Molecule: messenger RNA, 1754 nt
Organism: Prionailurus viverrinus (fishing cat)
Lineage: Eukaryota; Metazoa; Chordata; Mammalia; Carnivora; Felidae
Gene: PCOLCE
Product: procollagen C-endopeptidase enhancer
Exons: 10
Coding region: 220-1683 (487 amino acids)
Molecular function (GO): protein binding
Source: RefSeq, a predicted model, not a curated record
UUAUGUGUCCUAGACCUAGAGAGGCCCCUGGACUCACCACUGUCCCAACUGCACUCUCCCUGUCCCGCCUUCCCCACCGCCCGCCCCGCUGGCCAGUCCCCACGCCCACACACCCGAGGCUGCCUCAUCUGGCACUGAUUAUCCCUGCUGCUGCUGCUGCCGCUGCUAAACUCAGCUGCUGCCUCGGUCUCGAGGACCCCAGCGCCUCUCCCCCCGGCCAUGCUGUCUGCUGCCACUGCCUCCCUCUUGGGGCCCCUCCUCACUGCCUGGGCCCUGCUGCCUUUCGCCCAGGGCCAGACCCCCAACUACACCAGACCUGUGUUCCUGUGCGGAGGGGAUGUGACUGGGGAGUCUGGUUACGUGGCAAGUGAGGGUUUCCCCAACCUCUACCCCCCUAAUAAGGAAUGCAUCUGGACAAUAACGGUCCCUGAGGGCCAGACUGUGUCCCUUUCCUUCCGAGUCUUCGACUUCGAGCUGCACCCUGCCUGCCGUUACGAUGCUCUGGAAGUCUUUGCCGGGUCUGGAACCUCCGGCCAGCGGCUUGGACGUUUCUGUGGGACCUUCCGGCCAGCGCCCUUAGUCGCCCCCGGCAACCAGGUGACCCUGAGGAUGACUGCGGACGAGGGCACAGGAGGACGAGGCUUCCUGCUCUGGUACAGCGGGCGGGCCACCUCGGGCACUGGCCCCCCCCCAGGCGCGAGGCGGAAAUGGGUCACCGACCCGCGGGUGGAAUGGGCGGCCUGGGGUUACUGGGACGAGCACCAAUUUUGCGGGGGGCGGCUGGAGAAGGCCCAGGGAACCCUGACCACGCCCAACUGGCCCGAGUCUGAUUAUCCCCCGGGCAUCAGCUGUUCCUGGCACAUCAUCGCUCCCCCGGACCAGGUGAUCUCCCUGACCUUCGGGAAGUUUGACCUGGAGCCCGACACCUACUGCCGCUACGACUCGGUCAGUGUGUUCAACGGAGCCGUGAGCGACGACGCCAAGAGGCUGGGGAAGUUCUGCGGCGACACCGCCCCGGGUCCCAUCUCCUCGGAAGGAAACGAGCUCCUCGUCCAGUUCGUCUCUGACCUCAGUGUCACGGCCGAUGGCUUCUCCGCCUCCUACAAGACCCUGCCGCGGGGUGCCGCCAAAGAAGAGCAGGUCCAGAGCGCCGGGGAGGAUGCCCGGUCCGGUACCCCGAUCCUCAGCCCGGGCCCCAAGCCCGGACUCCCAUCUGAGGAGAAACCAAAAGCCUCGUCUGAGGCCCAGGCAACUCCGGGGGGCCCCGAUGUGCCCAGUGUCCCCUGCCCAAAGCAGUGCCGCCGGACAGGCACCUUGCAGAGCAACUUCUGUACCAGCAACCUGGUGGUGACCGCAACAGUGAAGUCCAUGGUUCGGGGCCCAGGGGAGGGCCUCACUGUCACUGUCAGUCUCAUUGGUGCUUACAAAACCGGUGGCCUGGACCUGCCUUCUCCACUCACUGACACUCCCCUGAAGUUUUAUGUGCCCUGCAAGCAGUGCCCCCCCAUGAAGAAAGGAGUCAGUUAUCUGAUGAUGGGCCAGGUGGAAGAGAACAGAGGUCCUACCCUUCCUCCAGAGAGCUUCGUAGUUCUCUACCGGUCCAACCAGGACCAGAUCCUCACCAACCUCAGCAAGAGGAAGUGCCCCUCCCAACCUGUCCGGGCUGCUGGGUCCCAGGCCUGAAACCCAGGCCAGCUUCCCAGCCCCUAGCCCUAGGGACUCCUUUCUUAUCCAAAUAAAUGUUUCUUGACUGA